UAGUGGGCACCAAAAUUGCAAGUAGGUUGUUAUGAUUACAUAAAUGUUAACUUCAUCAAUAUCUACUGCUAAUUCUGAUAACUCGGUAUUUGCACAUGAUUUUACCCACCAUUCUUAUACUGUUUGUGACUUGAUUCUUGUGUUUUAAGCCGAUUUCACGUUAGGUUGUUCUUGCAGUGAUCUAUUUCAGGUCUUGGAGUGGCUAAGCAAGCUUUGGAACGAGUUUAAGGUCAAAAGCACUAAAGGAACGAAAGGAGAAGUUCAAGGACCAGAAUCCCUGGCCAGCCAUCAAAAACCCGGUCAAGGAAAUGCCAUCAGAGGCCGGGGAAGUCGUCCUGGGAUUUUCCCCAGUCUGAACCCCAUUAUCCUCGACCGGGGAAUUAAGCCUGAGACCAAUGACUUACCACUGCGCACCGUAUUGGGAAAACCCGGCUUGUCUUUCAAAUACCCGACCAGGUAAUCAGGCAGGGGGUUCGAAACUCAGGUUGUUUAGAGCCAAACGCGGGUUUUGACAAGGCAUCCAAGUUUUAGAGCUGAAACAGAGUUUUAGAGAGAGAAUGUGACGAACCCAACCUCCAAGGUGACCUAGAUCGAGUUUUGACACCAUUGGAGCUCGAUUGAAGCCUAGAGAAGCACCGAUUGACAACCAAAAGCUGAAUUCCAUCCUCCACAUGAUCAUUUCUUCAUCUGAAGCAGAUUUCUCUUCUCUCUCUAUGGAGUAAACAUCCUCUCUCACCUAGGUAUGAAGAAUCCUAGAGUUGUAUGUUAGAUUGAUUUUAUGAACCCAACUACAUGAUAUUUUGAUAUUGAUUAAAUUCAAAUUGAGGCAUGAUUUCAGAAAUGCAUAUGUCCGGUUCACAUUCUUAUAGUUUCUGCUUUGACCUAGAAAGAGAAUAUCUGCAUAGGUUGAUAUAGCACCAUUGAUUGAAGGUGGUGAAUUAACUACUUUAGUCAAGAAGUCAGUUCACCGCUCUGUACUGGAUUUGAUCCAGUAGAGGAGGUUUUGCACGUUAGGGCCUCAGUUCGUUUACUCCGGUGGAGGUUAGUCACCCGCCGGGUCUGAAGACCUUUAGUCGAGACUUUAGGCCAAAUAAGAACCUUCCAGAGUAUAACUAUCAUUAUAUCUGAACUUGGUGAAUUACACUUCGGUUUAACUGCAAUCUAGGGGGAACCAUAUCCAGGUGACCUCUCUCAAACUUGAAUGACAACUUUACUGAUUUAUGUUUGCUUAGGUUAGAUACAAUUUCACUAUGUUUAAACUGCUAGAUAACGAGAACUUCAUGGAGUAGUCAUCACAUCUAGGACCCAGGUUGACAAAUAAAGCUAAACCCGCUAUACUACGCAUUAGUUUGUGGUAGCACAUUGAUUCGGACCUAAUUGCACACAUUUUAUCCCCGUUUCCCUUGGGCGUUUGUAGCAUUUGAACUCCUAAAAGGGUGUUUUUACGCUAGGUUUUGUGCGUUUUAGUGUGUUUCAGGAUCCAAUAGGUGAAACCAGCCCCGGAGUCGAGUGUUGGACGAAAAGAGGCAAAGAACGGGCAAAAAAGGUGAUUCAAGCAAAGUUCACGGUUUCCCAUUGGAGUUCACGGUCUCCCAAGGUCGUGAACUGAAGCCCAAAACCAUGAACCGCGAGGCAUCCAAGGCGAUUUCUGUAAUUACUAGCGCGAGGCGAGUUCACGGUCAACAAGACCGUGAACAUUGAGUGCAAAUCUUGAACUCAUGCAAGUGAAGUGGUGCGUUUCGACACAACACUAUGUGUUCACGAAGAAAGGAAGAGCCCAAGAGUGAGAAAGUGUCUUCUUCUUCAAAUUUUAGAGAGAGAAAGGACGAACCAAGGAAGAAGGAAAGCUACGGUUUGCUCCAAGUGGUGAAUUGGGAAGAAUCUCCCCAAGAGAAGAUAAACACAAGCUUAGAGGAGAUUGGAGGCAUCACCAUGAUGGUUUCUACCUCUUUCUCUUGUGUUCUUCCCCUUUCUAGCAUGGAGUGGUACUCUUUUUCACUUAGGUGUUGUGAAACCCUAACUAUUUGCCAUGUAGUUGUUGUGUGAAUUGAAUGAUUGUUUAUGGGUGUUGUUGAAUUUAAUGAUUGAGGUAUUUUUCAUGAUGAUUGUGCAUGUUUGUGCUUAGAAAUCCAAUUGGCCAUUCUAACCUAGUUUAGAGGGAAAAUCACCUUUCAAAGGAGGCUCAAUUGAGUUGGGUUCCUUGGGCAUUUUAAGCCACCUAUCUAGGUCAAUGUAGGGCGAACCUCUAUCUUGAAUUAAACAAUUUGGUUAAGCACAAUUAAGUCGUCCAACCAUUGUGUUGAGAGAGAGAGAGAGAGAGAGAGAGAGAGAGAGAGAGAGAGAGUAAGUCAACCCUCGAUUGCCUUAACUAAGAGGGCUACUUGAGUAGCCUAUAAUGUAUCCCUUCGUUUGGCAAUCGAGAGUGUGGUCUACGACCAUAGUUUCAUUUCCUAGCGGUUCGCGGUCACCUUGCCCAUGACGAUUAAUUUGAUUCCACGUGCCAUGGUACGAUUUAGGGGGAAGCGACACCCGAGUGAUCCUUCUCAUCUAGAGCUUUCAAACCAUUUACCUUUGCUUUGUUUUGAUUUAAAUAUCAUAGCUUUCAACCAAAAAUCGAUCCGCUAGAUAAUGCUCCGAACAAUGGAAGUAGGGGUACAUGGACCGACCCGGGUUGAUAUUUAAACAUACUUGCCCUAUAUUGCACCCAUCUAAGGUUUAUACUUGGGCCUUAGGUGGGAAAUUCGUUGUGAUAUUUGGGACGAGUCAAAUUUUUGGCGCCAUUGCCGGGGAACUUCAAUCCGUUAUCUUAAAAAAGUUGUUUGGUGGUAAUCUAGCUUUUAAUUUUCAGCUUUGUUUGUUUGAGUGCUUUGCUUGUGCUAGACAUGGUGUUCUAAGUGUGUGUGCAGGGAGGUGCAUGACCCGGAGCAAUCCGACGCCUUUAGUACCUCUUGACGAGAACAUCAACCAAACUCUCGACUCCUAACAUGGGAGAGGGAGUCAGCGGAAGCAAGGAGGAGAAGUGAAGAAAGGGGACAACAAUUGUGUCCAGGAUUUAGUGGAAUAGAAGUUGAAGGAGAAGUUGAUAUUGGAGUUGAGAUGGCAGAGAACCAAAGAGAAGGAGCAGCCGCCCAAGCUCACAACCACAAUGAUGAGGUGGCAUAGGGGGAAGCCUCGAGGACAAUGGGGUAUUGCAUGGCUCCACGACCGGCAGACAUUCAAUCGCCUAUCCUCCACCCACCCGUGGCGGCCAACAACUUCAGAAUAAAGCUGGCUCUCGUGACAAUGAUUCAGAACAAUGCUUUGUUCCACGGGCUCACAAGUGAAUCACGGAGGGAGCACGUGCAACUAUUUCUUGAGCUUGUGGGGAUUUUGAAGAUUAAUGGCGUGCCGGCAAAAGCUUGGCAAUUAAGGCUUUUCCCCUACUCACUUUCGGGGAAGGCACUUCGAUGGCUCAACAACCGGCCGCCUCAUUACCUCGAGAGAUGAUCUUCUCAACAAAUUCAUGACCCGCUAUUGCCCGCCUUCGAAGACGGCCUAGUGGAGAAAGAAGAUCAUCCAUUUCGAGCAAAAUGAAGAUGAAACCUUGAGGGAUGCUUGGGAUAGAUUCUCCGAUUAUUUUCUUCUAUGCCUGAUUCAGGCCUAAUUGUACAUGUUUUGACCUCGUUUUACUUAGGUGUUUGGGGCAAAUUCACUCCUAAAAGGUUGGUUUUAUGCUAGGUUUCUCAUGUUUUAGUGUGUUUCAGGGUUUAACAGGUGAAACCAGCCUCGGAGUCGAAAGUUGGACGAAAAGGAUCGAAAACCGGGAGAAGAGGUGAAAAAGGGCCAGUUCACGGCUAUCCCAGGAAGUUCACGGUCUUGCACGACGGUGAAGAAGAGCCCUUGACCGUGAACCUCGAGGCGUCCAGAGCCAAAGCAGAGGUUACUGAGACAAUGUGAGUUCACGGUCACUAAGACCGUGAACGGAGGCUGUUGAUCGUGAACAGAAGUGAACGAAGCUGUGCAUUUUGGCGCACGCCUGCAGUUCACGGACGCGUUUCAUGGCUCACAGCCGUGAACUCAGGUCGUGAACUAAGCUCGUCUUUGGUUUAAAUGAUGAGCUAAAAGGAGGAGAGAAGGGAGAGCCCACUUCGUGUGAAAAGCCUUCUUCAGAUUUCUAGAGAGAGAAAAAACGAACCAAAAGAGAAGAAGGCUAGGGUUUUGCUUCAAGGUGGAUUUUGGGAAAAUUUCCUCCAAGGAAAGUUCAACACAAGGGCCAAGAAGAUUGGGAGCAUCCUCCAAGAUGGUUUCCAUCUCUUCUCCUUGUGUUUUCCCCAUUUCUAGCAUGGAGUAGAUCUCCUUUCACUUGGGUGUUGUGAAACCCUAACUCUACCAUGUAAUUUCUUUUAUGUGAACUAAAUGAUUGUCAUUGGGUAUUGUUUAAUUCAAUGAUUGAGGUAUUAUUUAUGUUGAUUGUGCAUGCUUGUGCUUAGCAACCUAGGGGUUGUGCAUGUUUUGUGCUUAGCAUCCUUAGGUUUGUGCGUUUUGGUGCUUAGCAACCUAAGGAUUGUGCAUAGUUGUGUUUAGCAUCCUUCAGUUUUUUAAGCCACCUAACUAAUUAAAUUUAGGGCAACCCUCUUUGUUGAAUUAAGCAAAUUGGUUAAUCGCGAUUAAGCUGUCCGACCUUUGAGUUGAGUGAGGGAGUAAGUCAACUACCGAUUGCCUAAACCAAGAGGGUCAAGUGACACGACCUAUAUGGUUCAUCUCGGUUUAGCAAUUGAGAUUGUGGCACCCCUCUGCGGUUCGCGGUUACCUUGCCCAAAGCGAUCGUUCCAAUUCACAUUUCAUGGUAGUAGUUAGGGGGAAGCGACACCCGAGUGAGCCUCCCACAAAAGAGUUUUCAAACCAUUUACCUUUGCCCUAUUUUGUUAUAAUUAGCAAACUUUUAAACCAAAACUUUAUUGCUAGUUAAUGAUUAAAACGACUGAAGUAGG
Linum trigynum is the source of this 4970-nucleotide messenger RNA. NCBI's taxonomy places the organism in Eukaryota, Viridiplantae, Streptophyta, Magnoliopsida, Malpighiales, Linaceae. The record is from the annotation of a GenBank genome assembly.